GCACGUAACAUCCAAAUACUGCGAAAUUUCUGGAACGCGAAACGCCUUCACGAUCAAUUAUCAAUAUACUUGCGUUCUGAACAAAAGACCAAAAUGGGUUCAAGAUUGCCUAUUCGAAACUUGCCUUUUGGGGACGAUGGAACCUCAGCGCCCGUUCAAAAGUCCCAAGAAACCAUUCAUAGCCUCGUCGAAUACCGCAUACAGAGCAAAUUCGAAAGUAGCAGUGCUGGGGAAUCUACUAUCGAAUCAGAGGUUCAUGACACGAACUUAUGUAUCACGGUAUCCUUGUGGGUGGCUGACGUACAAAGUGCCGUCACAGAAUGGGAAAUGCUAAACGGACAUGGGUCGGGAAAAUAUGCUGCACAGAGUCCCAGAGAAAAAAUAGAGGACUGGAUUUCACAUGUGCAAAGCGAAAGCGAAAAUUUUACCAAGUACGAGUAUGACAUGAACGAGGAUACCAAGAAUGGAGAUACUACUCUCAAUGGCUAUGCAGUCAACGCGAGCCUACCCUACCCGGUGGAGCGCUUCGAAAGUAAAGAAGAGGUCGAUCAUAGAAUUCAAUCUGUUAUUGACUUCAUAUUCCAUGCCAUUGACCCUCUCGCAUUCUUCGCAACACUUCCCACUUCCGACUCCGGCAUAGACGAGGGUUACAAGAGAGAAAUCGACAACGAUGAGAGUUAGGAUUAACUGGAGCCAAUUUCUCAUAAAAGUGACGAUUCAUCUUGUGUGUAAACUUUCAUCAGUCGAAAGUUUUGAGAUGGAACUACACCAUUUCAUUGCAGCGGAUCAUCCUAUUCAAACUCUAGUAGGAUAUGUGGAUAUAAGAAUAAUCCCGAAGAAUGAUCGGAGAUCCAAUCGUAGCGCCCUUCUUGACCAUCUAUUACACUCGUCUGUAAUAAGUCAUGCUCUUUAUCCAAUCGACGUCCUCCACCGCCCGGGCAGAAAAUCUCAAAAAAUUUGUUGCAUAUCUACUUCAGGGUGUUAAAGCGGAGAGAUAGAUGCCUGUAAGAGUCUACAGGCUCUAUCUAAUUUUGGGAUCUUUCAUCCUCGGUCAUUACCUGCCAAGAACCCCAAGCUAACUUCUCAUCCUGAAGAUGACAAUGGCAGUCUGCGAAAUUUCCCCCACUCGACGACAAAAUAAAAGCCUAGUUAGGCCUGUUGCGUUAGAGAAACAUUUGGUGUAAGGGGAUAAGGCUGUACCAAGAUCUGAACCGAGUCAAGACCUUGUCUCGUAGAUUUGCUGGUGUUUCCUGAAACAACCUGCACAAGCAACGCCGCCCGCAUCUUGGAAUGUGUAUCAAGGGUCUUGAUGCUCCUGCUUGAUACUGUGCCAUCAUUUUGAGAGAGUUUAGAAACACAAUCAACAUUGAUAAGUGUUCUCUUUGGAGACCUCUGGGCACGAAGAGGAUAUCUUGAUGGAUUUUGCACGAGAAUCCAGCGUCAAUGGUGAUUUGUUAGAUGAAGCCGUCGAGGAGUAUCUAUCGAGUCUUCUUCUUGUAAUUUUAGAGACGCCCUGCAUCCAAUUUAACA
Botrytis cinerea B05.10 is the source of this 1530-nucleotide messenger RNA. RefSeq lists its product as hypothetical. The transcript has a single exon. Bases 94 to 681 code for a protein of 195 amino acids. The record is from RefSeq and is a predicted model, not a curated record. Lineage: Eukaryota; Fungi; Ascomycota; Leotiomycetes; Helotiales; Sclerotiniaceae.